Messenger RNA from Exophiala oligosperma, 1326 nucleotides. RefSeq lists its product as uncharacterized. The record is from RefSeq and is a predicted model, not a curated record. The transcript has a single exon. Bases 92 to 1156 code for a protein of 354 amino acids. NCBI's taxonomy places the organism in Eukaryota, Fungi, Ascomycota, Eurotiomycetes, Chaetothyriales, Herpotrichiellaceae.
CAUAAUUUCAUCUCAGUAAGUCUGAACCUGAAAUUUGCUCUCACUUUUUCAAUACUUUAUCCCGCAAUUCCCCUUCGAUCCUACCUUUAAAAUGUGGACUCCCGGACAUCUACAAAGAACGUCAUCGACACAUUCAUUCGCCAUGUCCGUUGCUUCGAGCCGCGGAUCUACAUAUUCCGAGACCUUCGAUGAACAACAAUCUAGAAGCACGAGUGGAAUGUGGCAUUCUGAGAAAAGUCUCGUAACCAUGACAAGUCUGGACCUGUCGCCUGAGCGUCAGCGACGUGACUCGAUAUCAACAAACGCAUCCAACUCCACGCUCGCUAUGGAUGUCCCCCAUGACAUUGUUCAUGACGAGCUGGACCUCAAAACUCCGACUGUGCAACAGAUUCCUUUGGAGCACUGUAGUGUAUCAUCUCUCUCGGAUACAUCCUCGGAACAACAAAUCUCCCCGAACCAUGUGGCUGGCCCAAUGGAGCAACUACUGCAAUCGCUGCUCUACAAAGUCAGCGAGGCCGAAAGUGGUCGUCCGACUAUCAUGGCAGAUGACUACGCCAUACUCCAAUCUCGGGUCGACACCCUCGAAGCGGAAAGGAAGACUUGGGAACGAAGAUACCAGGCCUACUUCGAAGUCCGCGACGAGGACUUCACCAACAUCCUCAAACUCCGGACAAUGUUGGCUGAGGAAAGAAGAGAACAUUCGGCCAUCCGAAAGCUGCGAGAUGAAGAUCUGGAGAAUCUUCUCGCCGUUCGCGAAAAGCUCGCGCAAGCCUUGUGGUCCAAGCCUCAACCACCACCACCGACCAGACGGACGUCCACGUUCUCGGCACGUCAAUCACGGAGCGAAGGGGAUGAUUUGUGGCGGGCUGCGAAAUCUGCGGCAAUGGAGCAGAGGAUCCUAGAGCUCGAAGCGGCAAACAAAGAGCUGCACGAGCAUGCCACAAAGGGAAGCGUCUCGGGUGAUGUGAACACGAUGAUGAGUCGCAUGGAAACCAUGUUUGAUGAAAGCAUGAAGCAUAGAGAGAAGAUGGCCGUCAAGAUGCAGCAGCUCAGGUCCGAGAAGGAGGCGUUGCAGAAGGAGGUUGGGCUGCUAGAAGAUCGCAACGCCGAGCUAGAGUCAGUCAUUGGAAGGAUGCAGAGGAAUCUCGGUAUAUGAAUCACGUCUCGCUUUAUUUCUUUUUAUUUGGCGGUUUUUUAGUUAGCGUGGCAUGGAGUUUCGUAUUGGAACACGUUUGUGCAUCUGCUUAGAUAGAUUAGAAAGGUGUGUGCUUCAUGAGGUAACAAAAGCAUGGCAUGACUAUGAGUACAAGAUGUGCCUCAUCGGGA